CAUCAAACCAGGUUCAUAGCAGACUUAUUGUUAACCGUGUCGUGACGCUCGCGUGCGAUCCUUUCAGUUUGAACCUUCGGUUCGGACGCUCGCGCUGUAGUCUAGCGCGCACCCUCAAACAUGCCGCCUCAGACGAGCUUUGGCCUGCAAGACCCUCAUUACUUCCUGGGGCGUGCGGAAAUUCUGGGAUGGAUCAACGACACACUGGGACUGCGCCUGACGAAGGUGGAGGACACUUGCAACGGCGCCGUGGCAUGCCAGCUCUUGGACGUGCUGCACCCUGGCGCCGUGCCCAUGGCUAAGGUGGACUACAACGCCAACAGCGAGUACCAAAUGAUCAACAACUACAAGGUGCUGCAGGACUGCUUCAACAAGCUCAAGAUCGACAAGUACGUGGAGGUGGCCCGGCUGGUGAAGGGCCGCCCGCUGGACAACAUGGAGUUCAUGCAGUGGUUCAAGGCGUACUGGGACCAGAUCAUCCCGCCCGGCAGCGCGCCGGCGCCGUACGACGGCCCAAGCCGCCGCGCGCUGUGCAAGACCGGUGACAUGAAGCACAGCGGCGGCGGCCCGGCGCCGCCCAAGGCCGGCGGCAUCAAGGCCGGUCCGCCCGCGGUGUCGGCGGCGCCCCGUGCCGCGCCUGCGGCGGCUCCGCGUGUGGCUGCGGGCCCCAAGGGCAGCCCUGGCGACCGGGACCAGAUGGACAAGCUGAACCACCAGCUGGAGGACCUGCGGCUCAAGGCUGACGGCUACGAGAAGGAGAAGGACUUCUACUACAGCAAGCUGCGCGACGUGGAGCUGCUGUGCCAGACGCCCACCGUCUGCGAGCUGCCCAUCAUGAAGCGGGUGCAGGAGAUCCUGUACGCCGCCACCGCGGAGGACGGCGGCCGCAUCAUGCGGGAAACACAAGUGGAGUUCGCGGGCCGCGAGUACACCGAGGAGGAGCUGUCGGCGGCCGACGGGUAGAGAGGGCUGCAGCUGAGGGGCGUGGCACCGGUCGCCGGCCCACCGCGGCGAGGCGAGCCGAGGUCGCGGGCGAAAGGGCGUUGUGCGGGUCGAGUAGGGUUGGUCGCGUUGGGCCGGCUAAUUAGUGUCGAGUUGGCUGGUGGGGCGCGGUUUUGGCGGACACGCGACAAGCGAGGGGAACGGGGGCGGCUCGGGACCAGUUGUCCCUGCCGUGCCGGGGCACACGGUGCACCACACGACCAUAUGUCGUGAUGUGUUAGCAAUACAACCAUAUGUCGUGAUGUGCGAGACUGGGGAGUGAGAUACGGGGCGGACCGGAUAUGCACCUCUGACUGGUGCCCAUCGUGACGAAGAGCGGGCCGUGGACUGCGGCGGUUAAAGAGCAGAGGCACACAUGCAGUCAGGAUGACUGUCGGGCACGCACGCGUGUGCGGUGGGUGCUAUAUUCAUGCAUUGUAAGGGACUGACUUU
This is a messenger RNA of Chlamydomonas reinhardtii, 1434 nucleotides long. RefSeq lists its product as uncharacterized. Gene Ontology annotation, cellular component: cytoplasmic microtubule; microtubule organizing center; microtubule plus-end. The transcript has 9 exons. The coding region runs from base 121 to 963 and encodes 280 amino acids. Gene Ontology annotation, biological process: regulation of microtubule polymerization or depolymerization; spindle assembly; protein localization to microtubule plus-end. Gene Ontology annotation, molecular function: microtubule plus-end binding. Lineage: Eukaryota; Viridiplantae; Chlorophyta; Chlorophyceae; Chlamydomonadales; Chlamydomonadaceae. The record is from RefSeq and is a predicted model, not a curated record.